GGAGUCGCAAAAACCGCAUUAUAGUUUGAUCAGGGCAGAGAUAGUUAGCAGAGCUAACAUGGAGAAGGCCAGAGAGUUUCUGGAGAAGGGCGCAGCGGGCGAUGGCGCUGCUCGCGUUUCCCGACUCACCUUCCCUCCGCAUAAACCCCACCGGGAGUCCAGCUUCUACGAGUAUUUCAUCCUAAGAGGCGUGAGGGUCGAUCGAGUUCAACCGGGUUCCAUCUCGCUCUCUUUCAGAGUGCCUCCUCGUCUCACUGAUGGCGAAGGGAACUUGGCUAGGGGUGCGAUUGCGUCUUUAAUUGAUGAAAUAGGGGCUGCGGUGAUCAACGAGGGGAGCCAGCCGAUGGAUGUCUCCGUAGACAUGUCAAUCUCCUAUAUUUCGGCUGCAAAGAUGAAUGAUGAAUUGGAGAUUACCUCGAGGUGUUUAGGUCGGGUUGGUCGUUAUUUCGGAACAACUGUUCUUAUUCAAAAUAAAACAACUGGGGAGGUUGUUGCUGAAGGGCGGCAUUCAUUGUUCAGGGUACCUGCCAGCAAAAUGUGAGUCUACAUACUGCAAUAGGAACAUCCUCAAGGCGCAACCCCUCUCUGUAAUUCUCUGUAAUGUUAACUUGUAACGUAGAUGUGCUGAUUGUAUUUUCUGCAGCCAUAUUGUUAUUCAAUAAGAUGCCUUAAUGUAUACCUGGAAGCUUCCUGACUAGGACUGACUGCUCUAGCUAGGGCACGGGUCCUGCGGCCAGCCGAACCCGAUCCGGAUCGGGCCGAGCCGAUGCCUCUGGCUGACUCAAUAGACAUGUUGCAAGGACUAAGUUAUUUUGUACAUAAGCAUGUUACAAAAACUAAAUAUAUAUAUUUUGACAAAA
Messenger RNA from Sesamum indicum (sesame), 860 nucleotides. RefSeq lists its product as uncharacterized. Lineage: Eukaryota; Viridiplantae; Streptophyta; Magnoliopsida; Lamiales; Pedaliaceae. The record is from RefSeq and is a predicted model, not a curated record. Gene Ontology annotation, molecular function: fatty acyl-CoA hydrolase activity.